Paramecium sonneborni is the source of this 3825-nucleotide messenger RNA. The record is from the annotation of a GenBank genome assembly. NCBI's taxonomy places the organism in Eukaryota, Ciliophora, Oligohymenophorea, Peniculida, Parameciidae.
AUGCAUUAAGAUCCUUAAAACAACGAAGAAAUUAUAUUACUAUAAACAAUAGAAAAGGAUUUAUCUACUGAUUAAUAUUUACAAUAAAUUUGUAAACAAAUAGGAUAGCAAAAUUAAAGUAAUUAUAUUUUUGCAUAUAAGAUCCUAGAUUGUUGAUAUUUUUACAAGAGUUAUUAAAAAUACUCUUUAACUCUUAUUUGUAAAAAGAAUAUAUUUAAAAAGCUUUUGAAAUACUCAACAAUAUUCUGAAUAAAUAAAAAUUUAAGAAUAGACUUAUUCAAAAUUCAGACUUAAGUCACUAUAUAAACUAAAAAUACUCUGAUGUAUUAGGUAUUCUCUUUAUUAUUUUAUAGCAAAAUUUUAUGAAAAAGCAUUUUUGAAAGGUCCUGAUGAUGCAUUUAAACAUAUAAAUUUUGUUUAUUACCAAAAGAUUGUUAAAGAUUAUAUGCAAUCUCCUCAUUGUUAAAAUUUAGCAAUAACAUAAAGUAUUUUAUAAAAAAUUGAUUCAACUUAUUAAAAUUUUAUAGGAAAUACUCCUUAAGAAUUUGAAAUGGCUGUUUUUGAGUGUCUAAAUUCACAAGAAUAAGAAUUACUAAGUUAAAUUGUAUCCGUUGAUUAAAGUAAAGCUGUUAAAUAGACAAAUAAUUUAUAAGAAAGAUUUUUAUUAAAUCUUCCUCCAGAUUUGUAAGAUAAAUUUAAAAGCCUUUCUUUGACAGAUUUUUAUGCUUUUAGAGAUUAUCUUGUAUAAGAAAAACAGAAUAGAGGAUUAGAAAAAAUUUUAGGAUAUAUUUUUGUAGACAAACUAAAUUUUUAUUUAAAUUCUUAUUAUUUUGUAAAUUCAGCUAAAAAAAUUAAAUAAAAUAAAUCAGAUAUAUUAAAAUUAUUACCUGAACUUGAAAAUGGUAUCAUGGAUUCCCAAAAAGAUUAUUAUUCUUUUAUUGAUAUACCAUAUGUAAAAUAUUUUUAUAAAAGUUUAAAAUCAAGGAAGGUUCGAAAUUUUAAAAGAUAAUGUUUUUCAUUUAAAAAAAAAUUGACAGAUUUGAUCAAAUUAGAAAUAAAUUCUUUUUAAUUGCCUAAAAAAUCGAGUAUUGCUUAAUUAGAUCAUUGGAGAGAAAUAUAUCUACAUUUAUAUUAAGAAUUAGAAAAAGCAGUCUAAAUAGAGGAAUCUAAAAUUAUAUCUUAAAUAAUUUUUUAGGUUUAAUAAUUAAUUCUUUCUUUUUUAAGGUUUAGAUGGAACUAUUUAUACUUAUUUUGUGCAUUAAUUGUAGAAACAAAUCUAUAAUUAGAAGAAUUAGAUUAAAUUUUAGAAUUGGCAUAUGAUAUGAUGUAAAAUACAAAUAAAGUAGAUUUAGAUAAAACUUUUGAUUAAAUUUUAGCUUAACUAAAUCAAUAAACUAAAAAAUUAAUUAUAUCAGAUUAUUUUGAUAAAUAAGGAUCUAAUUUGGGUUAUUAAUCUUUAUAAGUGUUAGAAAAUCUUCUUCCUUCUAUAAACAAUAAAUUAAUAAAUGUUAUGCUUUAACUUGAUGUUCAAAUCUAAAACUACUAAAAACCUAUUAGAAUGAUUAGAGAAUUAAAAAUAUUUGAAUUUCAAUUAAUAUAUGAUUGUAGUUAAAAUUUAAAAAACUAUAAUAAAAUAUUUGAGAAAUUAACUGAUUCUAUAUUAGAAGGAGAAAAGGAUGAGAAAGACUUUAAAGCAAUAUUCUUUAAAUCUUAUCCAUUAAAUUUUUAACAAAGAUUAAGAUACAUAUGCAAUUAAAGAUAGAAUAAAUAGAUGAUUCAAUAAUUUUAUAAAGAUUAUUACUAUAACAUUGUUAAAUUAAAAUAAGAUUUUUAGAAAAAGAAAUUAGUUGAAUAUUAAGAAAUUUUAUAAAGAGAAGAUAAAAUCAGAAAAAUUUGUGAAUAAUAUAUAUAAAAAGAAGCAGAAAAAUUUCCAGGAGAUGUAUAAAAAGAAUUAUCUAUUUAUUUUGAUGUUUUUUUUUAAAAUAAUCCAUUUGUAAUAUUCUUACCUUCUAUAAUAAAAGGAUUGUUUUUCUUUAGACCACAAAAAUUUAGUUUUUUUGAUAAAAUAGAAAGAGUUAGAUUUGCUGCAGUUGCAUUUCAAGAUAAAGAUUAAAAUGAAAUAGAUAAAUUCAUUGAAUUUAUGGUUUAUAUGAAAGAUUUAUUUACUUUUUCAGAGUAAUUUUAAAUUGCUUAGAGGAUUUACAAUUUUUAUAUUAAAUUUCCAUAAUUUGGUGGAGAUCAGUGCAAACCUAUUAAUGAAUAAUUUCCAGAAUUUAAUUAAAUGAAGAGUAUUAAUGAUUAUAAUUCUACAACAUAUAAUGCAAUUUGCGUUUUUACUUCCAAAUUUUUUGGUUAAGACUAUAAAGUUGUAAUUAAAAGUGAAGAUAAUUUUCGAAAUAAUGACUUUUUAAAGAAAUUUUCUAAUUUAAUGAGCGAGAAAGGAUAAUAUGAACCUUCUUCUUAAACAGACAUAAUUUCAAAUUAAUUUUAAGAAUUAAAAAACUACAAAGCAUUUUUAAUCAAAGAAGCUUAGCAAUUUAAUGAUUACAAUUACAUAAAUAAAUGUAUUGAAAUAUUUCAAAAGUAUUAAACAAAAUAAUUUAUUAUGUAAGAGAUAAUUGAAAGUAAAAAAUAAUGUAAAUUACCUUUAAAUGAGCUAGAAUUAUUUUUUUCUUCAAAAAAUUAUUGGAUUUCAAUUGGAAAUUAAGAAUUCAAAUAAAUAACUGAUAGCAACCAAAAAAAGAAAGUAGAGGAAUAUUUUAAAUCAUUAAUAAAUCUUCCAACUUUAUAAUUAUUAAAUGAAAAAUUAUAAAAAGAUACUCAAUCAAUAUAAGAUACCUAUUUAAAAUAAUUAAUAAAUAAACAUUACCUAAAGUAUAAAGAAGAAUUAGAAAAAAAUUCUAGCAAAUCAAAUCUUUAAACUAAUAAAAUAAAAUAAUCAAUAUUAAUAAAUGGAACAAUUUAAAAAAAAUUAACUCAAUAUCGAUAGGAAUUAAAAUAAGGAGAAUUUUAGGUUGAAGACUAACAGGUUUUAACAUUUAUUUAAGAUUAAUUUAAUCUUUAUAUGAAACAACUGUUAGGAAAGGUAUUUUAAGCAGCUUUAACAUAGAAACCAGGAUAUGAAUUCAAGGUUUUUUAAAACAAACCUAUUUCAUAAAAUGAUACUUAAAUGAAUAAAUAUAAGCAAAAUUAAGAAUUACAAACAAAGUUUGGACCUUAAAAAAAUUCUUUUCUUGAUAUAUCAUUGUUAACAAGUAGUUAGAAUAAAAAUUAAUUAUAUUAUGAAUUAUGUGAUUACACUCCUUGUUAAAGGUAAAUAGAAUUUAGGAAUUAUUUAAUUGAAAUAGAAUCACCUUAAGAGGAUAAAUUGAAAAAUAAGAUUAGAAAAAAUAAAUGGAGGGAAGAACAUCCUGAAUUAGAAGAAGUACUAAAAAAAAGAAUUAAAAGAGGAGCUGAAUUAUGGAAUUAAGUAUAAGACUUUCUUUGUAAAAGGGAGAGUAAUGAAAAUGUGAUGAAUUCUGAUGAUGAAUCAGAUAAAUAUAAAGGUUAGUAAUAAUAAUGUGUUGAUAUGAUUGAAGAUGAUUAAUUAGACUAAAAAAUCUAAGAGCUUCAAAGAAAUUUUGAAAAAUAGUUGUUAACAGGAAAAAGUUACAUAAAAACAAGGUAAUAUGCUAUUUUAUAAUUAGAUUAAAUAAUAUGGACAACGAUAACCCCUUGUUGACUUUGAAAGAAAUAACUGUAAAAACAGUUUAGUUUGUUUUAGAGUAACAUCCCUAUUUCAAAAAGAGUAAGAUUUUAUAUAAAUCUUAUAUUUUAUGAAGAGUG